AUGGCAAGGAAGUGGAAGAGCAUAGCUUUUACAAGGAGGAAAGGGAUUUCAAUACCAAGAAGCAAAGGUGGUGGUGAGAAUGAAUCCAGUUACGUCACAAAGGGCCAUUUUGUUGUGUACUCUAGUGAUGAGAAACGUUUUGUAAUACCUUUAGGACAUCUUAACAGUGAAAUUUUUCAGGUGCUGUUGAGGUUGUCUGAAGAAGAAUUUGGAUUGACAAAUGAAGGUCCUAUCAGAUUGACAUGUGAUUCUUUGUUAAUGGAGUAUGUUGUCUCAAUCGUUGAGAAAGGUUAA
Molecule: messenger RNA, 294 nt
Organism: Manihot esculenta (cassava)
Lineage: Eukaryota; Viridiplantae; Streptophyta; Magnoliopsida; Malpighiales; Euphorbiaceae
Product: auxin-responsive protein SAUR67
Exons: 1
Coding region: 1-294 (97 amino acids)
Biological process (GO): response to auxin
Source: RefSeq, a predicted model, not a curated record